UCGAACAAACUAUAUGCGAAGCCGAACACAUUCUAUUGGCUGGCUGGUGGACAGACCGCUACCUCGGAGGCGUUCCAUUUGCAAUAAUCUGGAGACAGCAAGUUUAUCUGUCAGGAAAGGGCUUUGUCGUAAGUUGCUACUGCCACACUUCCAAACACGUUAGGAGUACGCGUGGCUGGUGCUGGCUGCUGUCAUGGACCACAUUAAAGACGGCUGGUUUACGGAGUCGUGCGCAUUAUGGCCGGGCCAAGCAAUGAGCCUCCAAGUGGAAGAAGUCCUCUACCACCAGAAAUCCAAAUUUCAGGAUGUUAUGGUUUUUAAAAGUAAAACUUACGGGAACGUGUUGGUACUGGACGGGGUGAUCCAGUGCACAGAGAGGGAUGAGUUUGCUUAUCAAGAGAUGAUCGCCAACCUGCCUUUGUGCAGCCAUCCUUGCCCAAAGAAGGUGCUGAUCAUUGGUGGAGGAGAUGGAGGUGUGCUCAGGGAGGUGGUGAAACAUCCACUGGUGGAAUCCGUGGUUUUGUGUGAGAUAGAUGAGGAUGUCAUUAAUGCAUCAAAGAAGUAUCUCCCAGGAAUGGCCAAAGGCUUUUUCAGUCCGAAGCUCACACUCCAUAUUGGUGACGGCUUCGAAUUCAUGAAAGAAAACCAGGAUGCAUUUGACAUCAUUAUCACUGAUUCCUCAGAUCCAGUGGGACCUGCUGAGAGUCUGUUUAAGGAGUCUUACUAUAAGCUAAUGAAGGCAGCACUGAGGAAUGGUGGUAUUCUCUGCUCUCAGGGAGAGUGUCAGUGGCUACAUUUGGAGCUGAUAAAAGAGAUGCAGACCUUCUGCAAAACCCUCUUCCCUGUGGUGGACUACGCUUACAGCACCAUCCCAACUUAUCCCAGUGGCCAAAUUGGAUUUAUGCUGUGCAGUAAGAAUCCUGAAACUACCUUCAGGGAACCGGUGAAAGCUCUGUCAAAGGAAGAAAUGGAAUCUAUGAGCCUUAAAUAUUACAACCCUGAAAUUCACAAAGCAUCAUUCGUCCUCCCUGAGUUUGCGAGAAAGGUUCUCAACGAAGCCUGAGCUGCCCCAGCAGACAUGCUCCUCCUCUGCCUGGCUCUGACCACAACCUUGUUCCAUGACCUCUCAACAUAGGACUCAAGAAAAGUCAGCUGGUGGGAACUCGCUGAGUUAUUAGCUUGUCGGAGUUUCCUUCCUUCUGUCUUAACGUCUUUUUGCUGGUUUUUUUUCCUCUGUUUUGUUGUCCAAUCAACAAUCUGUGGAUUGCAGUAUGAUAGGCCGGUCUGAGUGGGAAGACCAUUGCUAUCACAACCUGACCUCACUCUGGAAACAGUUUACCAUUUUAAUUGUUAUGUUACUUAUCAUGUGGCGUAUAUCUUAUACUGUACAUGUGAUGUUUUGCUGCAUAUUUGUCUGUGAUGUUUGUGUUCAAAUGAAAGUAUGCAGUGUCCACUCACCAUUACUGGGCAUUCAUGUUACUUAUUCUGUAACACCAGAAUCCUUUAGUGCCUGGUGUUUAGUACUACGUUACAGAAGGUAGGAAAAAACAUAUUAUGUAUCUGUCAUAAUAUACCUGACAGAGUCCUGCACAAAAUCUCAAGAGCUGAGAACAUUUUAUAUCACCAACUUAAUCUAAACACAUUUAACAGAUGAGCUUUGACCAUUAAAAUUAAAACAGCCUGUAUAAUUUCAAAUUAAAUAAUAAAAUUAGAUGUGUUUAUGGAGCUCUACAAUGCAAGAAAUGCCUUUUUUUUAAACAGUGAAUUCAUUAUGCAAUUAUAGUUUGCAGGACUGGGUGUUAACCUCUGGUAGUAUAUUUGCAUUGUAGUAAAUCCAUACUCUUACUACAGGAUACUAAUUGUUCCUCUUCAGAGGGAAAUUGAAUGCAUCACCUUAGGUAGUAAAUUAGCUUUUACAUGAAAUAACUAUUUGUUAGGUCAGCAGUAUGUUUGAGUCAUGUCAUACUUAGGCAAUGAACUUGUUUUUAUAAGACCUAUGAAUUCUAAUAAAAUUGGUAACAAACUUGA
Molecule: messenger RNA, 2028 nt
Organism: Austrofundulus limnaeus
Lineage: Eukaryota; Metazoa; Chordata; Actinopteri; Cyprinodontiformes; Rivulidae
Gene: srm
Product: spermidine synthase
Exons: 8
Coding region: 194-1063 (289 amino acids)
Biological process (GO): spermidine biosynthetic process
Cellular component (GO): cytosol
Molecular function (GO): spermidine synthase activity
Source: RefSeq, a predicted model, not a curated record